UGCGGAGGGGCUGAGAGGGAGGAUCCGGGUGGUUGUUGCCCCCACCCCCUCGGUUCGCCUCAGCCCAGGGUGGGUAUGUGACGCUGGGGAGCGUACACUGACUGAUUGAACAGAUCGAGCCAGUCGGCGGAGAGCAGCUAACGGACAAACGGCCGCCUGGAGGUAGCGGGAUCCGGCGGCACGCUCGGCCCAGACAGUGAGAGAAGAGGCCGGCUGGCGGGCUGGACUGGGCCUGGACACGGAGCCCGGACGCACCGCAUCCUACCUCCCCGUCUUUCAGCAGAGGCAGAUGACCAGCUCCGGGAACCUGUGUAAGCAAUGGUCGGCGAUUGGAGGCAGCUGAACGCUCUCUGAAUGAUAGCCAUGUUAACGAGGAAAACAGCGGCCCCCGGACACUUGGCCACGGCCCAAUUUGGGGAUGUCUUAUAUGACUCAUACAUGCGUGUAGAUCAAGCUGAGAGCCAAGCCUUGUGUGUGGAGAAGGAAAGCCCCGUGGGAUUGCCAUCUCUUAAUAGCUUAACGAUUGGCAAGAGCACAAUGAAAGAUCAUCUGCCAGCGCCAUGUCGGACUCAAGUCAAGGUGCAACAUUUAUUUGAAGAUGCUGGAAACAGGCGCAAUAAUACAACUGCGCAGUCUACUGUUGCUCGAACUUGUAAAACAGCACUCCCUUCACUUAAACAAAAGAGCCCUGAUGGUACAGCAUCAUCUAAAUCAGAUGGCAUUUUGCCCAAGUCAAAAGCUGCCAUAUCACCAGCUCAAGCCAUGAAGAUGCACAUGCAUCAGUUGUCUUCCUAUGAGCAUCAGGAAAUCUUUAACUAUCCUGAAGUUUACUUUAUGGGCUUAAAUGCAAAAAAGCGACAAGGUGUUGUAGGUGGCUCAAACAAUUGUGGUUAUGAUGAUGAUCAAGCGGCAUACAUACUUCUGCCUCAUGAUCAUAUAGCAUAUAGAUAUGAGGUACUUAAAGUUAUUGGAAAGGGAAGCUUUGGGCAGGUAGCUAAAGUGUAUGACCACAAAUUGCGGCAGCACCUGGCAUUGAAGGUAGUGCGAAAUGAAAAGCGGUUCCACCGGCAGGCUGUAGAGGAAAUCCGAAUUCUGGAGCACUUGAAAAAGCAAGACAAAAACUUGCAAAUGAAUAUUAUCCACAUGCUGGAAAAUUUCACAUUCCGCAACCACACCUGUAUGACCUUCGAACUGUUGAGCAUGAACCUGUAUGAGCUAAUCAAAAGAAACAAGUUCCAGGGAUUCAGCCUGCAGUUAGUACGGAAGUUUGCCCAUUCCAUCCUACAGUGCCUGGAAGCAUUGCAAAAAAAUCGAAUUAUUCAUUGUGAUUUGAAGCCAGAAAAUAUUUUACUGAAGCAGCAAGGCCGUAGCGGCAUCAAAGUGAUUGAUUUUGGGUCCAGCUGUUACGAACAUCAGCGCAUUUUCACAUACAUCCAGUCACGAUUUUAUCGAGCACCUGAGGUUAUCCUUGGCAUGCGUUAUGGGAUGCCCAUUGACAUGUGGAGCUUUGGUUGUAUCCUUGCUGAACUAUUGAUGGGAUACCCUCUCUUUCCUGGGGAAGAUGAAGGAGAUCAGUUGGCCUGUAUUAUGGAACUUCUGGGGGUUCCACCUCAGAAAAUGUUGGAUCAGUGCAAAAGAGCCAAGAACUUCUUCACCUCCAAGAAUCAACCUCGUUAUUGCAGUAUCACCACACUCCCCGAUCACACUGUUAUUGUGAAUGGUGGUCGCUCCAAAAGAGGUAAGCUGCGAGGACCACCAGGUAGCAGGAGCUGGGUGACGGCAUUGAAGGGUUGCGAUGACUCACUAUUCAUCAGCUUCCUAAAGAGGUGUUUGGAUUGGGAGCCAUCUAAUCGCAUAACACCCACCCAGGCUUUGAGACAUUCAUGGCUAGUUAAACGUUUACCUAAACCACCAACUGUGGAGAAGACUACACCAGUUAAAUCAACACCAGAUACCAAUAGUUCCUUGCCUGGAAUUGUUUCAAAGUUACCCCAAAAUCUUGGCACAGGCACCAAACUGAGGACCAAUUUGGUGCAGAUGGCUGAUUCAAAUGGAAAUAAUAUACCUCUACGUACUGUGCUUCCAAAAUUAGUUAGCUAAGGCUAUUGUGUGCUGCAAAUUAAACCGGAGAACGUGUCAAAUGCAAAAAAAGUUUCUUAUAUAGGUCUUUUUGCUGGUAAAUAUUUAACAGGUAUUUCCAAAUUAUGUAUUUCAAUUUGAAAGAAACUACCGUAAUUUCCAAUUUGCAUUAAAGUGCAUAAAAUUAUUCUUUAUCCAUCUGACCCACUCAAGACUAUUGUAAUUUUUAAUCUGAAUUAAAAUAUGAAUACCCCUAGUUUGAGAAUAAUAUGAAGUAAAUGUACUGUGGUUAAAUCUCACUUAAUAGUUUUAACUACCCUGGGAUGAGUGACUGAAUAUAAAAUACUGUGCUCAAGACUUGUUUAUGUCAAGUCUCAUUUAAGUUCUUUUGGCCACGUUUGAUCUUAGUUAAGAUUUCUUUAAAAAAUCCAUUGUUAUUCUUCUAAUACAGUUAAUUUUAUUAAUAAGGAUCCUAUAAGAUACCAAUAAGUUUCCCAUUCCUCUGCCUCCCAAAUGUACCAGCAAACUGAAUUUUACUUCAAUGAGACUUUGGUGGAAAUUAAGAAGACUUAACGUCCAGCCACUAACAAUCCUGUUCAUUCAGUGAUUGGGCUUAAAACAUCUGGUAAUUAAUUGCCACUGGAUGCCAAAUGGCCAAUUUUUUUUUGUUGUUGUGUUGUCAGUCACAAAAUGGCCUGUGAGGUCAAAAAGCUCAUUUGUGGUUGGGUACUGCAAACCAGUUCUAUUUCAACCUGUUACACACAAUAUCCAGCUACCAUCCUAAUCCAGGAAUGAACUGUCAGCUCCCAAACAUGCUUUGCAUCAGAAAUCUGUUAAUCACCUUUGUGAAAGAAACCCUAAGCCUUUUAUUCUUCUGGAUGACAGUUUGUUCUAUGUUUUGCUUCAGAUAAAUAUAUCUCUCUGAACUCUUCAGAUAGGGGCUUUCAAAAUUUAAAUACCUGGUUGUUGUCCUGUGUUCCUCACUUGGGUCCCGUCUCUCAUUCUGAACUUUAAAUGUCCUUGGUUGUUGAGCACUUUUGGAGAAGAAACAAUUAAUUGGCAAAUUUGAGCAAGAUUUGUGGCAACUGAAUUUCACCUAGCAUUCUCUCUCACGAGGAAGGAAAUUUUAGGAUGGGCCUUUGUAAUACACUGAGUUAUUUUGCAAUUUUUUUAAUAAUCUCUAGGUGCCAUCUUGGAGAAAACUUCAAAAAUUUGGCUUUGUAAAUGUGCUAAUGGGGAUUAAUAUCAGCAGUUGAGUAAGUAGACUAACAAAGUGGGAGAGCAAAUGAAGAACACAUUUGUAGUAAAUGCUUUUCACGAUGCCAGAUAAGCACCAAGGCUUAACCAGAAUUCACUGUUGUUACUAAUUGAUUAGCGAUUUAUAUUCAAAAUGAAAGCAGAGCAGAGUUUGUGGGUUGUGGAAUCUGAAGUGUUGCAGAAAUCUAUAAUACUGCAGUGCCUUGAUUGCAUUACACUGGUGACAAUUCAUUGCCAGUAUAGCAGCCUGAUUGCUGUCGUGUUAAGGGCAAAUAGAGCAACAUUUUCGUAAAGUCUGCACUGUGAAGUAAUGCCAAGAAAUAUUGAGUGUAUUUUUGCUAUUACUUGAAAUAUUGGAAAUCUGCAACAAACAGUGCAAAAAGGAAUGUUUCACAUCAGCACUUUUGUGUUUCUACAUGUCAGUUUCUCGAGGAUAAUUGGAUGAAACCCCUAUACACCCUGACUCUUCACCAAUUGUAGUUUGUAAAAUUCAGACAUAUAAGUGAGGCUUGAAAUUGCCUGUCCACAAUGCACAGGUUAUUUUGGAGUGAAACCAUUCACUUCAGGUAUGAUCCAGAUGUCCUCCCCCUGCAUUGGUAAAUUUUCGUAAAAGCUAUGAUAUGUCCUCCUCCAACUGAUAUUUAAUAACUCAACUAUCAUCCCAUUGAAACAAUUUAACAUGUUGAGACAAACCACAUUUUAAACAAGAUUCACUAAAUCUUGAACAUCCAAAGUGCACGUUUAAGUACUGCUGUUUGUUUACUAGAGUGGUUUACAGGAGCUUUUAACUUUUCCAUUUGAUGGGUGUUUUUAAUCUUUAGAAAUUGUACACUUUUCAGGUUUAGUUGAUUUCGUUUAUGAAAUGUUACAAUAGUAAAAUUUUGAUAACUGGUCAAAUGAAGACCCAAACUAUUUACUGUUAAUAAAUUGAGCAAACACUCUGAAGUCUAUUUCUCCUACUUUACAAAGGUAUCUGGAUAAAGACAAUCCAAUGGUUCAACAUUUUUUUAAAAAUCUAUUGGAGUAAUUGCUGGUGUAAUAAAAUUUCAGUUACUGAAAUGCUGAAUACUCUACUUGCCAAAGAGCAUUUUCAAUGUGAAAUUAAUACGCUCAAAUUGUUAACCCCAUCUUCAAGGAUUGCUUGAAGAAGAAAAAAUUAUCUUGCACUAUAUGCCAUGCAUGCUGCUGCUGCUUGUUACUGCUGUUGGGAAAUCAGAUUGAUGAGCAGAAUUUGGCUUUCCUUAAAUGGAACUGAAAUCUUAAGUAGUCAACAGUAGGUGCCAUGAACCUCCCCCCAAAAGAAAACAUCAACGCCACUUUUCAGCUUUCACUGAGAGGUUGUGACAUUUUGUAGCUUCAAAAUGGAUCACAAUGGAGGGAAGGUUUGGGAUGUACUGGGCUAGUUGGACCUGGAGUCUACAUUUGUUAUUAUGAAUGACUUGGAGAUUGAACCAUUUGGUGAGUUAAUGAAGCAGGUAUUUUCCUGCAUGCUGAUCCUCGUCACUAACUUGUUCUCUGUGCACACAAUUAAAGUGGUACGAAGCAGCCACUGUUUGUAAACCAAAAGCAUAUGGAACAGUGAUUUUAAGCUCAUGUGUAACUAACUAAUGUUUUUCUUGGUAUCACAAAGCCAUCACUGCCAGUUUUACCAAUAAGACAAUACUAGAUAAUUGUUGUUCAGUCCAUUCUUGACUACAAAGUAUAAAUGGAACAUCCAAUUUUUACCUCAACCCUGAAUUGCUACCUUGAACUAGGUACAUUCAAUUCUGGCAACUUAAUUAUGCUCAACAUGUUGACAAUCCAAAUUACACCAUCUCUUGUAUGAGCUCUGUUUCUGUAUUCUAUCAAAUUGCAGCACUCUAAGCAAACCAAAUGAAGCACACUUUUGGGCAAUUAUGAAUAAAAUUCAGCAGGGACAAGAAAUUUUCACUAUUAUAUCUCUCAAUGAGUUUUGGUGAGUCAAUUCGGUGCAUUGGAAGCUGUUGAUUCUCCAAUUAAUCGAACUUGCCUAUGGAUAGCGGCAUAAAUUUUCAGUUGUUGUGGAAUUGGUGUUUUUAUGUAUCCUUUUACAGUAUCUCAAGUUCAGAAAUUCAAAUCUGUAGUGGGCAGAGGUGGGUUUUGAAGAUCACUGAUCAGUAUUCAUGGGGUGAGCAGAAGGAACAGCAGUGCAGCUUGCAUUUUCACAGCAGCCAACAGAAAUCUGUCAUAAUUUUAACUUCAGUCUGAAACUGGUGCCUAAAAUGUAGCCUGUCUGGUCCAAAAAACCAGCCAUGUGACUUUUACUUGUGCUUGUAUUUCGUGUUCACUGGUUUCUCUUGUUUUGAGAAUCUGGAAAGGGCUACUCAUAAUGUUGUAAACUUUUAUUGAUUGAUAAUUCUGAAACAGCAAGGGGGCUGUUAACAACAGUUGUAAAAUGACUGAGCAGAUCAUCUGGCUAUUUAUAGAGUCUGGCAAUGGAGUUCUAUAAUGGGCAAAUGAAAAUUGCCUAUUAAGAUUCAUUAGUGUUCCGAACUUGCACUUGAUAUUGUUCCUGCAAGGCAAUAUGGUGUGGAGCCAACGAAGUGUGGAGCUGGAUGAACACAGCAGGCCAAGCAGCAUCUUAGGAGCACAAAAGCUGACAUUU
Molecule: messenger RNA, 5959 nt
Organism: Stegostoma tigrinum
Lineage: Eukaryota; Metazoa; Chordata; Chondrichthyes; Orectolobiformes; Stegostomatidae
Product: dual specificity tyrosine-phosphorylation-regulated kinase 2
Exons: 3
Coding region: 355-2100 (581 amino acids)
Biological process (GO): peptidyl-serine phosphorylation; positive regulation of cell cycle G2/M phase transition; peptidyl-threonine phosphorylation
Cellular component (GO): nucleus
Molecular function (GO): protein serine/threonine/tyrosine kinase activity; protein serine/threonine kinase activity; ATP binding
Source: RefSeq, a predicted model, not a curated record